Coturnix japonica (Japanese quail) is the source of this 12267-nucleotide messenger RNA. It is a transcript of the gene ZBTB37, whose product is annotated as zinc finger and BTB domain containing 37. Gene Ontology annotation, biological process: regulation of transcription by RNA polymerase II. Lineage: Eukaryota; Metazoa; Chordata; Aves; Galliformes; Phasianidae. The record is from RefSeq and is a predicted model, not a curated record. Gene Ontology annotation, molecular function: DNA-binding transcription factor activity, RNA polymerase II-specific; RNA polymerase II cis-regulatory region sequence-specific DNA binding; protein binding.
CCCACCCCCUGCAGGUCGGUGCGGGCGGGGCGGGGCCGGGGGGGGAGCGGGGCCGCCCGUGACAGCGCGGCCGGGCCGUGCCCACGGCGGGGCCUCCGCUGUGCCGGCAAAGGGGGCAAAAAGAUUUCAGACGUUACAACCUCAGAAGGGAAAAGGAAAGCAGAAAGACGCCGGCCCCAUUUCCUCCCGGGUGCAUGUUACCAUUAACGUUACAGGGCUGUACACCUGCGACUGAGACAGCCAUGGAGAAGAGUGGGAACAUUCAGCUGGAGAUUCCUGACUUCAGUAACUCUGUCCUGAGCCACCUGAAUCAACUACGGAUGCAGGGUCGCCUGUGUGACAUUGUGGUCAACGUGCAGGGGCAAGCUUUCCGUGCUCACAAGGUGGUGCUGGCUGCCAGCUCACCCUACUUCCGUGACCACAUGUCUUUGAAUGAAAUGAGCACGGUUUCCAUUUCUGUCAUCAAGAACCCAUCUGUUUUUGAGCAGCUCCUUUCCUUUUGCUACACUGGUCGGAUAUGUCUGCAGCUGGCUGACAUCAUAAGUUACCUAACGGCCGCCAGUUUCUUGCAGAUGCAGCACAUCAUAGACAAAUGCACGCAGAUUCUUGAGGGAAUUCAUUUCAAAAUCAAUGUGGCAGAGGUGGAAGCAGAACUGAGCCAGACCAGGACGAAACAUCAGGAGAGACCCCCGGAAUCUCACCGGGUGACGCCAAAUCUGAACCGCUCCCUGAGCCCCCGUCAUAACACCCUGAAAGGGAGCCGCCUGGGCCAGGUUAGCACAGUGCUGGACAUCCGGGAGCUCAGCCCACCAGCAGAGUCCACCAGCCCUCAGAUAAUCGAACAGAGCUCGGAUGUGGAAAGCAGGGAACCCAUCCUGCGGAUUAACAGAGCGGGACAGUGGUACGUGGAGACAGGAGUGGGAGACCGCGGGGGACGGAAUGACGAUGACGUCCGGGUACUGGGAGGAGUGCGCAUUAAAACGGAGAACCUGGAGGAGUGGCUGGGGACAGAGAAUCAGCCAUCAGGAGAAGAUGGCAGCAGUGCUGAGGAGGUCACUGCUAUGGUCAUUGACACCACGGGCCACGGAUCAAUGAGCCAAGAGACUUACGCAUUAGGGUCCUCCGGAGCCAAAGUGGUCAGGCCGACCAGCAGUGAGAUCGACAGAUUUAGCCCAUCUGGCAGCAUGGUUGCUGUGACUGAGCGGUACAGAUCAAAAAGUGAAUCUCCAGGGCGGAUGGAUGAGCCCAAGCAGCCCAGUUCCCAGGGGGAGGAAUCAGCCAUGAUUGGAGUGAGCGGUUACGUGGAGUAUCUCCGGGAGCAGGAAGUGUCGGAGCGCUGGUUCCGCUACAACCCACGGCUCACCUGCAUUUACUGUGCCAAAUCCUUCAACCAGAAGGGCAGCCUGGACCGGCACAUGCGUCUGCACAUGGGCAUCACGCCUUUUGUCUGCCGGAUGUGUGGGAAGAAAUACACCCGUAAGGAUCAGCUGGAGUAUCACAUCCGCAAGCACACGGGCAACAAGCCCUUCCAUUGCCACGUCUGUGGCAAGAGCUUCCCUUUCCAGGCCAUCCUCAACCAGCACUUUCGCAAGAACCACCCGGGCUGUGUGCCUCUAGAGGGGCCUCACAGCAUUUCCCCCGAGACCACCGUCACGUCCCGGGGGCAGGCGGAGGAAGAGUCGCCCCCGCAGGAGGAAGCUGUCGCCGUGGGGGAGACGGCACAGGGAUCUGUGUCCACUACUGGGCCGGAUUGAAGCGCGGCUGCGGAGUCUGGGGAGAAAGAAACGUCUUCCCACUUGGGCUCUGGAGUCAGCACCGACCUCGCAGGCUGGUACUGUAAUUAGUGCAAUGCCACCACCGGACAGAAAGAAGCUCCCAAGAUGUUGCCAAAACAGAAGAAUCUCUCUUUUCUCUCACACACCCACACACACACACACACACACACACUUUGAGUGUUAACUGUUUCUCCCCUUUUUUCCUCCUGGGGAGAAACAAGACAACUGUGUCAAUCAACUUCUUAUUCAGGGAUCGACAGGAUUUUAACGUUUUGUAAUGUUCGAUAUUGAUCCGGGACAACAGUCCUUUUUAUUUCUCAGCAUCGUGGCCCCACAGGUGAGCUUGGCUGCUCCUCACCACAGCCAACGGUGAGGGGAGAGCAGGGCCGGGGGCAGCCGCCUUUCUCCGUUUCCCAGGUAGUUGUCACAUUAACAAACAUCAGACUGUCCUGGUGGAACCUGCCUUGCCUGACUGUAUUUAUCCCUGUCUUAUUUUUGGUGUGUCUCUUUUUACAUUUUUACUCCAACUAUUAUUUUAGGGCUUUUGGCUUGCCUGUCCCAGGUGCGUGGCCUCCGGCCCCUUCUUAAGAGAGGGGCAUGGCUGUAAAGCAGUAUUUGUUGUAGAGGUCAGCGAAAUUGGAAGCACUUAGGCUACUGAAAGUGAGAUUUAGCAGCUGUGAGGUCUGCGUUGCUCUCAACGUGUUGGAAGAAGGUUUGGAGGGAUCUUUUGGAGAGAGGCGUCCAUUGCUUGUGCUGAUCAGGAUGGGUCAGGGCGACGUCAGACCUGUGCACUGGCCGUGCUUUGGAUGUUGCCAAGCUUUAGGAUGAGGUUUGUGGACUGGCUGAACUGAGGAGUUGGAGACUGGCUACCAAAGUCGUCCUUCGCUCCAGCUCUCCCCUCGACACGCACUUGAUAUUUUAUAACAGCAAUAUGGUUUACUGAAAUACUCUAAUCCCAGCCAAGCAAUCAUGAGUGGUUGCUUUUAAACUUGUUUCUACAAACUAGUUUGAUAAGUUUUUUAUCGAUGAAAUGCAAAAAGAAAACCUUACUUUAUUUCCUCCUAAGGGUUUGGGAAACUUCAUGGUUCCUAGGGCAAUCACAACUCUGUCCCCUUGCAUGGACUUCAAGUUCUAAGCAGCUCUGACGUUUAGAGCAAGUUUAGCAGGCCCAGAGAGACAUGCCUGCAUUGUGUAUUGUAGGUGUUUGCACGUGCUUACGUGUUUCAUAAAUGGAAAAGCAUGGGACAGGUAGAGAAGUGCAAAUAUCUCGACAUCUUUUGAAGAAGUCUUCUUAAAAAUAUGCAAUACUUUUCUUUGAUUCUGGUGCCGAAUUGUUCGUGAUGGAGGUGGAAAUGAGUGACACGUUGUGUAGAUUGGGUUUGGGAGAGGACGUUUGUUUGAAGGGAUUCUCUGGAGGAUGUCUACUGUGUAUAAUAAGGAAGGAUGAGGUUCUGAUCCUUAAGGUGAUGGGAGGAACAAUGAGACACUGAAAAAGAAACAUUCCAUUCUGCUUUCACAAAGGAAGCUGGACAAGUGAUUACAGUGUGGGCUUAGCAGGCUGCAGGCUUCCCAAGUGAAACUGCAGCUUGUCCUGCUGUCCUGCUGUCUGACUGCACCAUGGUGGGCAUGGGGAACACCCCCCAGCCCGGAUUGGGACUUGUGAUCAUUUUCCUCUCUCCUUAAAGGCAAGAAUUUGGGGAAGAGCGAAGCACUCUUAACCUCACUUCUGCUUUGUGCAGGUGAUAGGUCUCACUGUUCCUCCCAUGUCUCUCAGAAGGCAGACGUGGCUCUAAUGAAUGUUUCUUUGUGUGCGGGGGAGGGAAGGGCUUGGUGUUCAUCAGCUGUACUGGGGAUGUGCUCCUCAGAGGAACCUCAGCCAGUGUUCUGAGCUGGGAGCCUGCAAAGUACAAGUUCACUGAGCAUUUCGGACAGGAAAACUGAUAUCUCGCCUCCAUUUUCCUUCCUCUCCUUCUUCCUCUCUUGUCAAGUGCAUCAUCACGUGGGGAGUGACUGAGCAGCCACCCCGUUCAGUUUCCUAUCAAAGGCCAAGCAGUGCGGUCGCAGUGACAAAAGAUGAGAGAUCAGAGCGUGGCUGAGGCAGGUUGCAUUGCAGUCGAGGUGUGGGAGCAGCGGAGAUACGCAGAGUAUGCUGCUUUAGUCAUAGCUUUUGAAGUUACCAAAAAUCAUUAAGGAAAGUUAAAGACUUUGGAAUGCUAUCCUGUUCACACUAGAGAGCGUCAAAAGUUACUUUAGUUGCUUAAAAGAUUUUUAAGUGUUUUAAAAUAGAACUUUUAAAAGAAUACUACCAAACUAUAAAAAAAAAACAAACAUAAAAUUAUUUAUAUACAUAUAUUAUAUAUAAAUAUAGUGGGAAAGUUUCCCUGCUAAGCUUGCUGUGAAGAGAAGGGUGAAGGUGCAGUACCUGCUAUACAAGCAGCGUUGGUCUGAAACAGAUGGCAACCAAUCCAUCAGCGCGUAGCAAUGAAGGGCUGACAUGAGAUGGUGAUUGCCUUAUUUGUAUGGCAUAGCUGUGAGUUUCUCCAGCAGAUAUUUGGGUUUUUGUUUUUCUUCUUUACUGUAUCGAUACUGUGAAUAGAGGAGCAUCCAACAGCCCGCGGUGGAAUCCUGCUGGGCUGAUUCACUACUUCCAAUUGGCCUGGUCAAAAUCAUGACCUUGUUCCUUCAUAUUGUUCUAGGCUAGUCUGAAAACAAAGCUUGUGAAAGGUCUUUAUUUUAUUUUUUUCCUCUGGUUUGGUUUAUUUCGUUGGGGUUUUUGUUUUUGUUUUGUUUUGGUGCAGAGGUUGCCACUGUAUCAUUUCUGAUUGCAUGCAAAAGAGCCAAUAUUCUUGCCCAGGCCUCACCGAGGUGAGGUUUAUAGCUUGUAGCUAGAGUCAGUAUAAGGUAUGGUAGUGGGAAUCAUUUUAAUAUUAUUUCUGUACAUUUAAUGGAUGUGUAUAUGUAUGUAUGUGUGGAAAUCACGGUGUCUCUGAUGUCUUCUCAAGCAGUGCUGAAAGCAAUUGAGGCCCAUCUGCACCAGGAGAGGGAAUCGGUUUGGAGGGAACUGUUCGCCUAACUUCUCUUUCAGUGAUUGAUUCCUCCGUGCAGACAGGGCUGUAAUUGGAGAAUGAGGGGUUGGAGGUCAUGUGCAGUGUGGCAGAACCAGGGCUGAGCUUUCCCAGCAUGGUGGAGCUGCUCGGCGUGGUGAUGGUGUCCUUCAUGCAUCUCCACUACAGAGCUUUGUGUGGUCACACCAAAGCUGUGGAUGAACAGACACCGGCUUUCCAAGUACGAAUGCUUCUGUGAUGGGUUGAGGCACAGCUUUGCGUUUCCACGUCUAGCUGCAGCUUUUUCCCCUUUGCCAAAACUGUGAUUGCAACUGUGAUUCGAGGAGGAUGUGAAGCGAAGUGUCGUCGUAAUACCUCUGUGACUUAACAUUUCUGUCAGCUUCAGAGUUGGGGCUCGCUAACCCAUUUGUUUGCUUGCCUCAGGCAGCAGGGGGGAUGUCCUCUAUUUCUGCGGGCUUCUGUGUUGGAGCGAGAACACAUUUCUUAGCUCCUUGCUGUGGCAAAGAAACCUGCCUCGUGCCAAGUGUAACGCUUCUCUCCAGCAGCCUGCAGAAAGCCCUGAGUGACAGCAAAGUGCUUGGACGGUCCCCUCUGCUGCCAGCUUUCCUGUGAAUAGCUGUGAAAAUAGUGAAAGUUGUGUUAGUAUUGUGCUGCUGCUUCGGGAAGAGCUGAGCCUUCCUCUGGGGAGGAACAGCUGGGAAAGAGACAAGCAGAAUGUCUUGCUGUUCUUCUGCAGCAGGAGCUUGGGACAGCAAGCGGGGCUGCUUUGUUCCAGCAGCUGGUGAGGGAUAAGCAAAGAGGUAUUGUUGCUGAAAAGCUCUCUGAUGUGAAAUAUAGGGAAAAUCAGAGGGUAUAGGAAUGGCUGAGCUGCGGUGAUUGGGCUGCUAGUUGGAGGAGAGGUGCCUGGAGAGGAAGGUCUGGCAGCAUCUUAUUUCUGAGCGUAGGAUUGAUUGGGUCAGCUUCAUUGUGCACAUUGUGAACGUUGCUAUUGAGAGGAUGGAAGCUGUGAUGGAAGCAGGGCUGGGCUGCACAGGAACUGGAGGUCGUCCUGCUGAUCUGAAGGUACCAGAGCUCAGUCUGCUGGGGAAAUGCCACGUGGUUCCUACCAUUUCUUUGUGUCAGAUCUGACGUUGGCUGUUAUUUAGGUUGAACUAAAAGGUAUCCGACUGUAAUCUUCACUGACCUGGUUGAGUUUUUUUUUUUAUUCCUAGGGACUGUAGACAAUUCAGGUUUCAUAUCACAUUAUCCUCAUCCCAACUGUGAACACAUUACUACUGCUUCUUAUAAUUUAUUACCUUUCCGUUCCUGGACGUCUGUGCGAUCUGGCUGUUUACCAGUGCCACCUUCCAGUGCUCCAUUAGUUUUCAUGCACAGGGAAUUGUUGCAAUGGAUAAGCUGACUGUGCUAGUUGGAAGAGUAGAAGCCUUUGUAGAGUGACUUUUGCUUCCUCUAGCUGUCAUUAGGGAAUGCACACACACAUACUGUAUAUACAUAUGUAUGCAUACAUAUAUAAAGUGUUUCAAUAUAAGCUCAUUUAGCAUUAUUCUUAUUUAAUUUAUAUUUUAAUCCAGUUGUAAACCAAAGUAUUACAGGUUAUGAAAUGAUGCGUCUUGGAAACAGGAGGAACCAUUUGAGGUGGGAGUUCCUAAAGAUCUGUAUUGACAAAAAUACAGAUGCAAGUAAGGUGUAAGAGUUUGCUCUGGUGAAUCUUAGGGAUGUGGAACCUGGGCCAGGUUUAAGAUGUGCUGGAUAAGGUUUGAUUGAGGGGAGGCAGCGCGUUACUGUUUUAACGCUGUUCUUUUUCUCCCCCAGUCUGACUCGGUGUUGGAGGAGCUGCUCCAGGAACAGCUGGCAGAGAGGAGGCACUUCAGCUACCUUUGCUGGAUGAAGCAGGACUUCCCUGCAGGGGAACUGAGGCGUGUUUUUGUUGCCCUCCCUUGUCAUUGCAGGAUUGGGAGGAGUUUUUGUUCAGACAGGACAGGCUGUCUCUGUGCUGCCUGUGGCUCUGCCUCCAUCUCCCCCAGCCUGCUGUUCCUGGCUGUGAUGGAAGGGUCAGGGCUGGGAGGUUUGCACUGAGGUGGAGGAGCUGCAGCCAGGCACAGUGCUGCAGGGCUCUGGUUCAUGUGUGCUGUCACAGCAAUUACAGCCAUCCCUGAUGGUCUUCAGGGCCUUCUGAAGGCCGCUGAACAUCCCUGAGGUACAGAGAAAUGGUUUUGUUAAACAGAAUCGAGGCUUAAAACUUGCCAUGUUCUUCAUGGCACUUAGCUGUUUCAUGGAAAACAAGCCCAGAAAUAAAAAGAGGGAAGGCAGCAAAUCAGAAUGUAGUCUGGCACAACCAGGGGCUGCAGAAUGGCCACACAGAGCUGGCUUAGUGGCCGAUGUAGUGCAGUAGCAGACAGGCACUUGCUGCUGACUGAUGCUGAAAAGCACGUUUGUUUUUCAGUAACCUCUAUGGAGAGGCACAGUCUGCUGUCACCAAUGGAAAGAGGAAGUAGGGUCAGAGAUAAGAUCUUGUUAAUCAUUUUGUACAGGGGAGUAAUUGCCUAUCCAAGGAAGGUACAAAUUCUGCAGCCAGCUCUACCACAAAGUCUCCUGCAGGCUUGGCAGCGGCUGUGCCUCCUCUCAGAGCCUCUUUUUGUAGCAGGCUGCCCUGCGUCCUUGCACUGAGCAGCGAUGAGCCGCCUGCCUGCUGCUGCUGAUUGAAUAGGUUCCCUUCAUACUGUCCUGCAGGAUUAGUGCGUGCUCACAGCUCGGGGUGUACACGCAGUCCCAUUUUUAGCUCCUGAGUUCAGAUCUGGCAAAUAUAAAAAGCUUGUAAGCUAAUCUAUGUCUGAUUGCAGGCGCUGGGCACUGGGGCUGAGCGCAGGAGCCCUGCUGUGCCAUGUGCUGUGUUCAUUCUAUGUGAACCCCACAAUGAAGGACAGGGAGCAGAGAAGACAGAGCUGGGCACUUCAAGGCGUGCGGUGCAAGGAGCAGCAACAAGCAGGAGUUUAUACGUGGGACGUACAGGUUAGGUGUAAUGGAGAAGCUUCUUCACCUCGAGCACAGCCAAACACCGAACAGGUUAUGCACAGAGGCUGGGAGAUCUCCCUCUUUGGAGAUGCUGAAGCCCCCAUGCCAGCUGCCUGAAGCUGCCCCAAGGUGGGGGCUGGGAGUCAAAGGCCUUCAGGGGAAGGCUGGGAAUCACUGUCUCUGUGCUGUGCUAUAUGAAGCAAGGGGCAGAGGCUCCGACCCUGCCCGUGCAUUAUCAUUGUAUUUUCAUUUGCCAAUGAUAGACCUGUGACAUAGCAUCUUGUCUGCAGUGGUCUGUGGAGAGGCUGGCUGCUCACCAUGCCUGAGUGCAGCAGCCUGUGUUCCUUGGACUAAGCCAAGCUAUAUUUCUGUUAGACUUGUAUUUUAUUUUGAAGAAUUAUCAUGUAACAAUGGGCAGCUGUUAACAGGCUGCCUAGUUCAUAUCAUUAAGCUUUUGAAACGUAUUCAGGUAUCAUUUAAAUACUGCUGUGUAACUCCUCGUUUAACCUGACAUACUCUGAGUUAAUCGUGUCUCUGCAGGUGUCUACGUCAGUACUUUAAAACAAAUCAGUGUAUUUUUUGUUUGCAGACUGUCAGUUAUGUUAAGCUUCCAACUUUAUGUGGGUUUUGUACUUAACCCCCCUCAGUUUUACAGUUAAAUGUUUUCAUUAUUUUUAUUAUUAAUUGAGUGAAGCUUAUUUAUUUAAACCUUCCUGUUACAUUUGCAUUCAGACCCAGUACCAUUGGCCGUGGCCCAUGAAACUGUGAAACUCAUUAUAAAGUAAGAAUGAAGCUAGAUUGGUGAGUUACUCAUGGUUAUAAAAUACAGUGAGUAGCAGCUUCAAAAUAGGAUUAAAAGUGCUGGGGCUGGAAUCAUGAAAUCACAGCUGAGAAACCCCUGUGGGAACAUCACCUGGAGAUGUUCCUGCACCAGUUCCCCAGGUGGCCAAGUUCAGGAGUUGUCCUGAUACAGAGAGUUUUGUCUGGGGUCGGUGUAUUGCAGGCAUUGGUUUGGUAUGGGUGCUCUGUGAUGCCAUUUCCUUAGCGCUUACAUGUCUGAGGAAACUCUGGAUUACUGUGAAGCUUUUAGUUAAUGCUCCAUUGCAUGGGAGUUGGUAUCUGAACAACCAUUGGCUCGACAGAGGUGAGGGCUGAGGCAGGAGCUGGUGUGACACUAACAAAAUGGGACGGUGCAAUUCUCUGAAGGACAGCUCUGGCUUUGCCCUGCUCAGGGAGCAGUGGAGCUGCUGUUGGUUCAGCCCCUGAGUAAGGCAAAUGCUUCUUGGCUCCCUGAAUUUCAUGUCUGGAGAAAAAGCUGUGUUGGCACAGGGCAAGUGCCAGAGAGAUAUUUGAAAGUACAAGGGAACGCUGUCGUUAUAUAACACACGCUUCUUGUGUAUGUAGAACUGCUGAUGGUUAGGAUGGGCUGAGGAGCAAGAGGGACCCUCGGUGGUGGAAGCUGAGGAUGAGAAUCACACACAGCUCUGUGCUCCUGAGGUCACUUCUCCGCCACCCAUAACACGAGGUGAAGCCCUGUUGUUGCCCAAGGUGCUCUCUGCCCCCACCUUCCCCAGCGUCACCCCCUCUUUCCUGUACAACACUGUGAAUGACACCAAUCACUCUUUGAAGGCUCCCAUUCAGCUUGCUGAGAGCACAAAGUGCUGCCCUACAUGGUGACGCCGGGGGCGAUGGCACCGAAGGCUGCACACAGGGACAGCUGUGGCCCAGUGUUCUGCACAGAGGCCAUAUUUAAGCAGCUUUGUGUAACAAUUUGCUAAUCACGCUUGCUUUCCUAAUGAACUAAACUGACAAUCAAUUUCUAAAAUAUAAGAGCUUCUUAGAGGGAAUAAUUGAGGAUGGAAGAUUUAACCGGGAUAACUUUAGUAAAGAGCACGGGAGCUUUUCUGUUCUGUUUCUGAGCAAUCACUCCAGAAAGUGCGUUGUGUUAAGCAGCAGAGUCCCAGGACAGUAACUACCUCUCUCUCUCGGAGUGCUGAGGUUGCCACGCUGUCAGCAAAGCGUUCACUUCAGAUUUGUUUUCCUUACCUCCAUGUGGCAGCAGCACCGGGCGGCUCUGGGAGCUGUAGGGAAAUGGCACUGGGGAGCACCCUGCAGUGCCAGCAGCUCUCUAUGAGCCCUGGGGGUCUGUGCCUCACGCUCAGUGUCACAGUGAGGCUCCCAGGGCUAUGCGCCCUGCACUGCGAGGGAGUGAGGGCGUAAGGGGGAGGGAGGACCCACCUCCCUCCCACCCCCUAAGGGAGCAGGCAGCAGCAAAAAGCAAUAAACUUCAAUAACCAUAACACUUUUAUGUGUUGGUCGUUACUCAGCAGAUGUGACUCCCUGGUUUUAUGUCUUGUACAAACGUACAGGGAGCAGAUCUGGCAUGCAAAAAAAAAAGAAAAGGUGCCAUUUUUUUUUUCUUUAUAAUUAAACAGAUUCCCUUUCCAAACGAGAACAGCACUUUAAAAUAGGUUCCCCUUCAAGAAAAAAAAGAAAAAAAGAAAAAAAAAAAAAGAAAAAAAGGAAAAAUAAAAAAUAAAAAGAAAAACCCUUUACUGAAGAAAUGCACUUUAACUGGUAGGUGAGCACGGCUGCUGUUGAGGCUCGCUGUCAGCCAGAGCCCAGGGAGCGGCGGUGCCCAACGCGCGGUGCCCACGCACUACUGCAGCUCUACCUCCCACUGCCCCUGGGCCUGUGCUGCUGCAGGAGUCCCACCCAAAGGCAGCAGCAGGAUGGGGGCCUUGUUGCAAUCCUGUUGUAAAUCGGUCAGAAAAACAAAACCCGCCGCCACCUUUGCCUGUAGGGAGAAUUAAACCCAUUUCCAGACCGUACCCCCGGCUCCGGCGCAGCAGAGGGCUGUGCUAAGGUGAGGUUGUACCUGGGGGUGUGAGGUUUCUUAUAUGAUGGAUAUGGAGCCCUCAGCAGUUGAGUAUUUACAAAUGAUAAUAGUCCAUGUUCACGUGUCCCCUGUUGAUUCCGCUCAGAGCUGGUUUGUAGAGUAAGCAUUUGUAAGAGAAACUGUGUUGUCAUCAUCGAUUCUUGGCCUAUAACUCAAAUGUGCAGGACACGCAUUGUACAAUUGUACAAUCAAUAGGUAAACAGAGGUUUAAACAGAUGUUUCGUUAAGAAAGAUUAUCGUGAUGGAAAUAUGAUCUAUAAUAAAUGAAAAUGCUCACCAAUGUUGAAGGCUUGUAGUAAACCCACAGAGGAGUGAUCUCCAGAGAAAGAGAUGCUGCCUUAGUGGUGGUCAGCCCUUAAAUGGGAUCUAGGAGAGGUGGAGUCAAGCUCCACCCCUUCCAGUAGCACAGCUGAAUUACCUUCACCUGUGCUCCCAUAGCUGACUCAUUGCUUGCCUCACAUGGUCAAUCAGAGGUUCAGGCUGUGAUCAAGUUUCCCCAUACACGUGUCCUCACCCUCAAGACUUAUUCUCACAGUUCAGAAAGUUUCCUGCUGUACUAAUUGUUGUUUAUUUGUAAUUUUACUCUUGGUUGCAAUGAAAAAACAAACAAGUCUGUACUCACGCUCAGUCGGCAGCAGGUUGCAGCAGGUUGCAGCAGGUUGCAGCAUGGUCCUGCUGUUCUCAGCAAUCCCACCAGCCGUCCCCGUGGGUUGGAUGGUGGCUGCAGUGUGAGCAGCAGAGCUGUGGCAGGGCACAGGACCGAGGCGUUGUGGGUUGUACAGUCGUACAGUUGCAUUUCAGCAGUUCAGCAUAAAGCGCUCUCGUCGGACAGCUUUAAGAACAAUGUGAAUGAAAAAAGAAAUCUAGCAACUUGGGUAGGAAUCUUGGAAAAUUCUAGCAGUGUAUACUUGAACUUCUGUUUGUAUCAAAAAACAAAUCGCAUUCUUCUUUCUUUUAACACGGUGUAAAAGAACAUUAUGCAUGUGAGUGGUUUGAGAAUUAAAUGGUUUAAUACUCAGCUCUGUGCCUGUUUCUUGUAGCUGACUGUUCUUGGAUAGCGGCAUUUCCUCCCAGCCAUAAAGGCAGGUUUCUCAGAGAAAGCUGGUUUAAAGCUCACUACGCAGUCAAACAGCCUGAACAGCCUUGGCUGCAUGGCGAGGCUCUCACUAGUUCAGCUCUUGGGCACAGCGGGCACACCAGGGCUGCUGGAAGUAGAGCUCCAGAGCUUGGCAGCUCCUCCACCCACCAGCUAUUUGCUGCAGAAGAUGGCCCUGGGGCCCAGCACUGAUUGCUUGGCUGCUGCGACUGAGGAGCGUGGGAAAGGGCACAUUCAUUGAGGAAGGGAAGGUUAAGCCUAGGAAGUGACUUAGUGAAAACCGUCCAUUCAGAGAUGAGUUUAUUCCAUACAGAUCUAUAGGUUUUAAUGUACUGGGGGAGGAGAGUUACAGUUUGAUGCCUGAGAGGGAAGAGGGGUUGGAUACAGGCCUGGCUGCCAUGAAAAUACCAGUGCCAGGGG